Molecule: messenger RNA, 2430 nt
Organism: Closterium sp. Yama58-4
Lineage: Eukaryota; Viridiplantae; Streptophyta; Zygnematophyceae; Desmidiales; Closteriaceae
Source: the annotation of a GenBank genome assembly
AUGGAGGCCUGGCUCGCCUCGUGCGUGUCACGCUCGCUCUCUCUCCACUGUGUGCGGAAUGCGACUUUCUUAGCGGAACGCCUCUGUGCGUCGUUCCCGAACGAGCCCAACUUCCAGUUACUGGCUUCCUGCUACUUGAGGGCUAACAAGCCUCUGCUUGCACGACACGUUCUCAAAGGGCUACCGUCUGACCAGAGCCGUUACCUGCUGGCACUGGCGUGUUACGACCUGCAGCUUCUCACAGAAGCAGAAGCAGCCCUGCAGCCCAACCUUGCGUCUAUGAUCCUACCUCCCGCACUCCACUCCCUCAUUGCCUCCUCCUCUCCUGCCUCCUCGCCUUCCGCUGCCUCAGCACAGCGAUCUCAUGAGGUGAGCGAUCUCGGCACAUGCUUUCUUGAGACUCUGGCUCACCCGCAGGUGCCGAAUGGAGCAGCAGGCCUGUACCUCCUUGGCCUCAUCUGCAAAGCUACCAACCGGCGUCAGGUGGCCAUUCGGCAUUUCACAUCUGCCCUUGCACUGGAUCCCUUCUUCUGGUCUGCAUACGAGGAGCUGUGCAUCCUUGGAGCGGAAGCAGAGGCGUCACAGGCUUUCAACGAAACUGCAGCCCUGCACAUGGAACAGCAGCAGCAGAGGGUUCAACAGGAAGUGUCAGUCCAGCAGCAGCAACAUCAACAGCCACAGCACUGUUCUCAGCCGCAGCAACAACAAUCAGGACAGGGUCAGGAGCAAGGGCAAGAGGGGGUAGCGCCACCGCAGCAGCAGCCGGCACAGCAAGGGCUGAAUCCAGCUUCAAACUAUGUCACACCUCCUGAGGCAGUGGUGAGCGCGUGGAAGGACACGGCCUCGCCUCGCACCCCUGCAGGGCCUGUGGCGCCUGCUGUGAGCGCUGCAACGCGCAUGGCGCACCGCCGCAAGAUGGUGGACGAAAACAGACUGCGCAAUUCCCCACUCUCCUCGCAUUCCCUAUUCACAAUUCCCUCCUCCCUCCCUUCCAAUUUCCCAUCCGCCACUCCUCACGCCACAGCUGACCUUCCGGGAGCAACGCCGCAGGAUUGGGAGCCGAAGCAAGUAGCUCGGGAAGACGACAAGGAGGCUCGGCAGCGGCAGCAGCCUGGGAGAGAAAAAGCCGGAGGGGGAAGUCAUACCUCCAAUGGUGCGGCUUCGUCUGCUGAUAGUGCUGCUGGGGGGAUGGCGGGAGGGGGAGCAGGAGCAGGUGACGAGGUGGAAGGGAGAGGCGCGUUGGGAAGAGGGAGCAGCGGCGCAGAGGGAGGCGGUAGAGAGGGGGAAGGAGGGGAUGAGGCGGAGAGUGGGCAAGGGGGGGCGAAGAGUGGUGGGGGAGGGGGGUAUGGGGAGGCAGGAGAGGAUGGGAGUGCAGGGGGAGGGACAGGAAAAGGAGGGGAGAGUGGGGCGUUGCUAGCAGUGCGGCUGCUGAAGCAAGUGGGACGGGCGUUCCUGCUGCUCUGCAUGAUGCGAUGCCAGGAGGCAAUCGAGGCCUUCUCUGAGCUCCCGGCUGCUCAGUACAACACACACUGGGUGCUGGUUCAGGUGGGUCGGGCCUACGUGGACAUGGUGCAGUAUGCAGAGGCGGAGAGAGUGUUUGAGAUGGCACGCCAGGCCAGCCCUUGCCAUGUGGACGGUCUAGACAUCUACUCCACGGUGCUCUUUCACCUGCGCAAGGAUGUGCAGCUCAGUCUGCUGGCUCAGGAGGCAAUAGCAGUGGACCGCAUGGCUCCGCAGGCAUGGUGCGUGAGCGGCAACCUCAUGAGUCUCACCAAGCAGCACGAGGCAGCGCUCAAGUUCUUCCGAAGAGCCACGCAGCUGGACCCCUCCUUCACCUACGCCCACACACUCUGUGGCCACGAGUAUGCAGCCAUGGAGGAGCUGGAGGACGCUGCUCUCUGCUUCCGCACGGCCAUUCGCCUCGAUGCCCGCCACUACAACGCGUGGUACGGCCUGGGGUCAGUGCUGAUGAGGCAGGAGCGGUUCCAUCUGGCAGAGCACCACUUGCGCACGGCACUAACUGUCAACCCCCACUCGUCCGUGCUGCAUACCUACCUUGGCGUCUGCCUGCACUCCCUCAAGAGGAGCAGCGACGCCCGCGCGUCCCUGCAGCAUGCCAUGCGGCUGGACCCGCGCAACCCGCUGCCGGUGUUCCAGCACGCGUACAUGCUGCUGGGGGACGAGCGCCUGGGCGAUGCGCUGCACGCGGCCAAGCAGCUGCUGCACGUGGCGGCCAGAGAGCCCUCCGUCUACUUCCUCCUCGGCAAGAUUUGCAAGAAGCUGGACCGACCAGAGGAAGCGCUGAUGCACCUCAACUUUGCGCUGGACUUGAAGCCACCGGCGCAGCAAGUCAACCUCAUUAAGGCCUUUAUAGAGAAACUUAAUGUGCCGGACAAUCUGGAAGACGUCGAGGAGGAGGAAAGCAUGUAA